Messenger RNA from Parnassius apollo (apollo), 657 nucleotides. The record is from the annotation of a GenBank genome assembly. NCBI's taxonomy places the organism in Eukaryota, Metazoa, Arthropoda, Insecta, Lepidoptera, Papilionidae.
AUGUCUUCACCAAUAUCGGAACCAGAUAUUCCGUUAGACCAUGAGUGUUCAUCAUGUUUUAGAAAAAUUAAUGAUAAAAAUAAUGUAAACAAUUCUAAAGAAUGCGAAAAUAUUGAAGAUGCAAUUAAGAGAAUCGAUUGUGAUAAUGAGCAAAAUAAAACUAUUAUAGUUAUUCCAAAAGUUUUAAAGAUAGCUGAUAAGGACGUGGAAACACCUAAAUUUGCAGGGGAUAAUUGUGAAAAAAAUUACGAAGAGGAUGAAGAACUUCGCAAUCGUGCGUAUAGAAUGUACAGGGAAUAUUUGGCUUGCAAAGAUGAGGAGGAAAAACCAUCAUAUGUUUAUAUUGAGCCCCGAAGAUGUCCAUUUAAAGCUAUUGCAAUUGCCAUCGAUGAUGAAGUAUUGGAAAAACGAAGCGAAACUACUAAAAGAAGAUGGGGUGUACAUCCAACCUGGAGAAAGCGAGAAGCAGAAGGAGAAUUUGCUUUACUUUACAAAGAAUUAAUAGAUGAUGAGAGCAAGUUUUAUGGUUAUUUUAGAAUGUCUAAAGAAUGCUUUACUUUUUUACUUGAAAAAGUAAAACCAGACCUAACCAAAAAAAUUACAAGAUUUCAAAAGCCUAUAUCUCCCAUCGAACGAUUAGCAGUCUGCACCAGGUAA